UACAACUGGGAUACAUAAAAAACAUGAAAAGCCAAUUAACAGGAUUUCUUAUGAACUUUUGCAUUUCUUUUUCACUUGCUUUGUAUUUUCAUAGUGGAGAAAGAGAAGAGAAAUGCAUAAUCGAAGACGUUCCCAGUGACACGUUGGUAAUUGGGAAUUACAAAGUACAACGCUGGGAUAUACAUAAGCAAGACUUUCUGGAGUCUGCUCCUGGUUUGGGAAUGUUUGUGACUGUCACAACUCCUGCUGCUGAGGUACUAUUGUCAAAACUGUAUGGGCCACAAGGAACAUUUUCUUUUACAUCCUAUCUAUCUGGGGAGCAUGUUAUCUGUUUACAGUCUAACUCCACAAGAUUUGUGGCAUUUGCAGGAAGUAAACUGCGUAUCCAUUUGGACAUUAGAGUUGGAGAACAUUUUUUGGAUGAAUCUGUUGUUCAAGCCAAAGACAAAGUGAAUGAAGUUAACUUUAGACUAGAACAUCUAAUUGAGCAAAUUCAUCAUAUAUCCAAAGAACAAAACUAUGAAAGAGAGCGUGAAGAAAAAUUUCGGAAGACAAGUGAAGAAACCAACAGCAAUAUUUUGUGGUGGGCUAUUGUACAAACACUAAUCCUCAUCUCCAUUGGAAUCUGGCAAAUCAAAUCUCUCAGAGAUUUCUUCAUAUCUAAGAAGCUUGUUUAAGUCUUAUAAAGUAAAUGCACAUAUUCAAAAAUUGCACACCAUGUAAUACCUAACAUCCAAAGGAACCCUGCAUCUAUGAGAAAAUUGGUUGUAUAUGAUUCUCAAUCUUCUUUCAUCUUCUAUUCUGAUUCUUACUCUAACUCUGGUUUCCCCAUCUAUAUCACAACCUCUGGCAUCCCCU
This is a messenger RNA of Aquila chrysaetos chrysaetos, 858 nucleotides long. RefSeq names its product transmembrane emp24 domain-containing protein 11-like. Gene Ontology annotation, cellular component: endoplasmic reticulum-Golgi intermediate compartment; Golgi apparatus; COPII-coated ER to Golgi transport vesicle. Bases 24 to 677 code for a protein of 217 amino acids. The transcript is spliced from 5 exons. NCBI's taxonomy places the organism in Eukaryota, Metazoa, Chordata, Aves, Accipitriformes, Accipitridae. The record is from RefSeq and is a predicted model, not a curated record. Gene Ontology annotation, biological process: Golgi organization; intracellular protein transport; endoplasmic reticulum to Golgi vesicle-mediated transport.